AGCAGCGUAUCAACAAUUCACUCAGCCUACGAUACCGACGGUAGUCUCAGCAGCAUGCACGAUGAAGAAGCUAAACCCACCAGCAACAGCAGCAACAGAAAAAAAGCCAAUGUUAUUACUUUAACUCCGCUCUUAGAGUCACCCAAAAAAUCACAUGCAGCCAUUGUUAUUCAAUCAUUAUGCCGUGGUGUUUUGGUUCGAAAGGAGUUUGUGAGGAGAUUGAGGGAUUGGCAGGUUUUGGCAAUGAAGGGGUCGGCGAGUGUUAUGCGAAGGAGGACUUUGAGGGAAGGGAGGCCCGAGGGAAGAGUAUCUUUGGAAGACGAGCCGGAGAAGGAAAAGGUGCUGAAGAAGCCCGUGAGUUUGCCUGGGUCGCCUGGGUCGCCUGGGUCGCCUGUGGCAUCUGUGGCACCUAUAGCAGCUACGGUGCCUGUGGCAGCUACGGUGCCUGUGGCUCCGCUGUCCAAGUUUUCACCGGUCGUUUUGCCUCCGCUUCCGCAGGGUCGCGGGUUUUCUCCGUCAGCACCAGCCGCGCCGCUGGCGCAAUUGGCGCCGCUGGCUUUACUGUCGUCGUCGUCGCUGCCUACGCCGCCAGCAGCGCCCGUUCAACGCCGCGGACUGAACAUCAGAGGCUGGUUUCAUAGACAGUCGUCGCCGAACAAGCGCAGUGGCAUCAGCAGCAGUGGCAUCAGCAGCAGUGGCAUUAGCAGCAGUGGCAUUAGCAG
Kickxella alabastrina is the source of this 722-nucleotide messenger RNA. RefSeq lists its product as uncharacterized. The transcript has a single exon. Lineage: Eukaryota; Fungi; Kickxellomycota; Kickxellomycetes; Kickxellales; Kickxellaceae. The coding region runs from base 180 to 641 and encodes 153 amino acids. The record is from RefSeq and is a predicted model, not a curated record.